Molecule: messenger RNA, 1865 nt
Organism: Betta splendens (Siamese fighting fish)
Lineage: Eukaryota; Metazoa; Chordata; Actinopteri; Anabantiformes; Osphronemidae
Gene: sox17
Product: SRY-box transcription factor 17
Biological process (GO): heart development; angiogenesis; positive regulation of transcription by RNA polymerase II
Molecular function (GO): RNA polymerase II cis-regulatory region sequence-specific DNA binding; DNA-binding transcription activator activity, RNA polymerase II-specific
Source: RefSeq, a predicted model, not a curated record
UACACCUUGUAGUAGCGGGCACUCCCACCACAUGGCGAUUGGCUGUCUGUGAGUUUAUAGCGCCGCACCGUUCACCAGCCACCGCUGAAUAGUCGCUGUAGUUCAGUGUGCGCGGCUCCUGGAAGUGUUUAAUGGAUGUGACUAAUUGUUUUCCCUUCCAGCUUGAGGACCACAAACAUUUGAAAUCGCCUCGAUAAGUUCUUUCUUUUUUUUUUUUUUUUUAUCUGUUCGUAGCCCGUUAUCAGCAGCAGCGCGUCGUCGCCUCUGCGCGCUGCCCCGUGGCUCUCCGACCCUCCCAGCUGGACAGAGAUGAGCAGUCCCGAUGCGGGUUACGCCAGCGACGAUCAGACCCAGGCAAGGUGCGCGAUGUCAGUCAUGAUGCCUGGAAUGGGACACUGCCAGUGGGCCGACCCCCUCAGCCCUCUGGGGGAAUCCAAGGUGAAGAGCGAGCCGUGCGCGUCCGGCUCCGGGAGCCAGAACCGCGGGAAGAGCGAGCCGCGCAUCCGACGGCCCAUGAACGCGUUCAUGGUGUGGGCCAAGGAUGAGCGCAAGAGACUGGCCCAGCAGAACCCGGACCUCCACAACGCGGAGCUGAGCAAAAUGCUGGGGAAAUCGUGGAAGGCUCUUCCUGUCACGGAAAAGCAGCCCUUCGUGGAGGAGGCCGAGCGGCUGCGGGUUCAGCACAUGCAGGACCACCCCAACUACAAAUACCGUCCCCGGCGGCGGAAGCAGGUGAAGAGGAUUAAGAGGCUGGACUCUGGAUUUCUGGUCCACGGCGGCGUGUCCGAGCACCGCGCCGCCUCCAUGCCGGGCGACGGCCUGGGCCUGGGCUACCACGAGCACGGCUUCCAGCUGCCCCCGCAGCCGCUCACUCACUACAGGGACGCUCAGGGCCUCGGGGGGCCGCCUUACGAGCCCUACAGCCUGCCCACGCCCGACACCUCCCCCCUCGACGCCGUGGAGUCCGACUCCAUGUUCUUCCCUCCCCACUCGCAGGACGACUGCCACAUGAUGCCCGCGUACCCGUACCACUCCCAGGGCGCGGCGCCAGAGUACCAGCCCCACGAGCCCCUCUCCAGCCACCACGGCAACGCCAUCCUGCACCGGCACCCCGCCUCGGCCCCGGAGCCGGCGGCCCCCGCCCCCUCCUACAUGGGGUGCCCCAACCCCCUGUCCGUGUACUACGCGCAGCACUGCGGGCCCGGCCAGGCCAAGCGGCACGCCGGCGGCGCGGGCCAGCUCUCGCCGCCGCCCGACUCCCACCCCCCCCACCCCCACCCCCACCCCCCCGGCGACAGCGUGGAGCAGAUGCACCACGCCGAGCUGCUGGCCGAGGUGGACCGCAACGAGUUCGAGCAGUACCUGGGCUCCUCGGCGCGCGCGGACCUGCCCGGCCUGUCGUACGGGCCGCACGAGGCCGGCAUGCAGGGACCCGAGAGCCUCAUCUCGUCGGUGCUGUCCGACGCCAGCACGGCUGUGUAUUACUGUAGCUACAACAACUCCUAACCUCCUGCCUCGCCUGUCAUCCUGCUGCAAGGACUCGUGACCUCGCCUCAAACCUCUGUAGCUAAAUUUGAACUUUUUAAAUAUUUUUAUAAAUGUUGUUUGCCAAUUACAGAGACGGCCCGUGAGAUUCCAAAAUAAAGCUCUGAAGGAGACAUAGUACUGUAUCUGUGUUAGGAACAGUUAAUGAAGCCACUGAAUAUAUUAACACAAACACUGGUUUUAACUUCCUCUCUUGCAGGGACAUGAAUUAAUUUUGUGAAAAUAAAUAUUGUACAGUCACUAUUUUAACAUUUGUGUAUAGACCGAAGGUGUUUUUAUAUUUUUUGCACUUUUUGAAAAAUAAAAUCUUUUGCAAUUAC